GUUCACAAUUUACCAACCGCUCCAAAAUCAAAAUAAAACUGAGGAGUGAAUUGAAAGUAGAGAGACUGUUCGAAUGUUGGAAUCAAAGCAGGAGAGAAGAUGGAAAACAGUGAGGAACAAAAGUACAGAGUCCGGAGAUUAGAGAUCUCAGACAAGGGAAAAGGCUUCAUCGAGUUACUGCAGCAACUCAGCGUAUGCGAUUCCGUCUCCGACAAGGAAUUCGAGGAUCGAUUCCGAGACCUCAGUGUUCUCGGCGACGAGCACGUGAUCGGCGUGAUCGAAGACGAGGCUUCCGGAAAGAUCAUUGCGACGGGGAGCGUGUUUAUCGAGAAGAAGUUUUUGAGGAAUUGCGGCAAAGUUGGGCACAUUGAGGAUGUUGUUGUGGAUUCUAGCAUACGCGGGAAGCAUUUGGGGAAGAGAAUGAUCGAGUUCCUAACGGAGCAUGCGCGGGAUAUGGGAUGCUACAAGGUCAUUCUUGAUUGCAGCGUCGAGAACAAGGCGUUCUACGAGAAAUGUGGCUUCCAGCAGAAAUCUGUUCAGAUGGCUAUGUAUUUUGCUUGAACAUUAGUAUUUUUUUCUUUACUUCCUUUCCUUUUGCUUAUGAAUAUUUACCUAACGCCAUUGAUGAUCUAUCUAUGAGUACAUUCCUUGUCCUUUCAUUUU
Messenger RNA from Glycine soja, 663 nucleotides. RefSeq names its product glucosamine 6-phosphate N-acetyltransferase-like. Gene Ontology annotation, molecular function: glucosamine 6-phosphate N-acetyltransferase activity; monosaccharide binding. The record is from RefSeq and is a predicted model, not a curated record. Bases 100 to 561 code for a protein of 153 amino acids. Gene Ontology annotation, cellular component: endoplasmic reticulum; Golgi apparatus; endoplasmic reticulum-Golgi intermediate compartment. Lineage: Eukaryota; Viridiplantae; Streptophyta; Magnoliopsida; Fabales; Fabaceae. The transcript is spliced from 2 exons. Gene Ontology annotation, biological process: UDP-N-acetylglucosamine biosynthetic process.